Molecule: messenger RNA, 3777 nt
Organism: Maudiozyma saulgeensis
Lineage: Eukaryota; Fungi; Ascomycota; Saccharomycetes; Saccharomycetales; Saccharomycetaceae
Source: the annotation of a GenBank genome assembly
AUGACAGAGAAACAGAUUAUAAGCAGAUUUCCAAAGCGGAUUCAGGAGUUUAUUAGACUAUGGAGAUAUUAUUUUCCUUGUGAUAGGAUUCUGGCCCAAAGAAUAUUCAAAUCAACAGUAAAUAGCACUGUAGCAUUUAUUUUUACUCUGAUACCAGAAGUGAGAGCUCAUUUAGGUACUGAACCUGCGAUGCUUCCGUUAAUUUCAGUUAUGGUUCAUCCAGGUAGAAGAGUUAGUGGUACAAUACAAGGUGCCAUAUAUUGCAUAACAGGUCUAAUUUUUGGACUUGCUUACUCUAUAUUCGGUCGAUAUUUAGCACAAAAAUGUCUCGGAGAUUCCUGGAAUAAAUUAACAGAAGUAGAACAAUAUCAGCAAAAUUUUAAGAGGUUCGAAGCUGGUCUCGCUAUCAUGGCGUGUUUUGAAACAGUAAUGUUAUUUUUCCAUGGAUGGAUGAGAUCUGUAUCUCACCAUUAUUUUGGUAUUGUGUUUCCCUUAUUCUUAGUGACACAUUUCGCAUUGAUGGCCUCAUUAACAGAGUCCCCAGGGGUCAUCGCAAAUUCUUUUGCAACACCUUUUUAUUUGGGGAUAGCAAUGUCAAUAUUUUGGAAUCUUCUAUUGUUUCCAGAAUUUGGUAGUACAUAUUUAGGUACGGCUACUAUUAAGGCUAUGAAUGAAUUACAUAAAGAUAUUGAUGCUGCAAUUAAUUUUUUCGUCUCUGUUAGUCAUUCAUCUGAUGAAAAAGAUAAUAGUGAUUUAUCUUCAAAAAGUAAUCUUUAUGCAAAGCCUAUUACUACAUUGUCAAGAUUAUUGAAAUUUAAGACAACUAUGUCAAAACAUUUAAGUACUUGUGAAGCUGUCUUACAAGAAUGUAUCUAUGAAAUAUCAUAUUCAUAUGUAUCUCCAAAGAGUCUUGAGACUCCUAUCUCUUUAUUCAAAGAUUUAUCUAUUUUCACAAAUGGUAUUAUUAAUGCCUGUCAAUUGCAGUUUAUUGUAUUAGGGAGAUCAGAGAAUUUAGUUGAUGUAUCUAUGGAUAUUUCACCUGAUAAAGAAGUAUCAUAUGCUGACUCAACUAAAUUAUUGCAAAUUUUAGAUACUUUAAAAGUACCUAUACAUGAUUUACAUCAAACAUUAAGUGAAACUAUGUAUAAGAUUAACGUUACAUUGGCAUACGCUUAUGAUGUUGAUGUUAAAGAUGCUUAUUAUCCAACAAUAUUUAAUGACUUAGGUAUCAAAAAUAUGGAAAAUAAACAGGAUAUACCCGUAGAUUUUGAUUUUUCUAGCAACAUCGCCUUAUUAGAGGAGGCAUCUAAACGAUUCAAUGAAACCUUUAAGGAACAAUUACUUAAAUUCGAUAAGGAUGCUAUUGACCCUAGUGAUGAGAUGUUCAUUUUAUCAUCCUUCUUGAUGAAUUUUAAAGAAUCAAUAUCAGCUGUAUCUUCAAUUGCAAAACAGAUUCAGGAAAUAUAUGAAUAUCGAAGAUCACAGGAAAAGAAAGGUUUUAUUAGAGGGAAAAGAAUUUGGUUCAAUUUUUUGACCAGUUUCGCGUCUUUUAAAGAAUGGAUGAUUGGUAAUUCAUUAUCGUUUACUGAGGGAGAAGCAUUAAAUGGUGUUAUCCAUGGUAAUACGUUUGAACAACAGCCAGAGCUGGUGACGAGACGUCCAAAUAUCCAGGAAGAGGAUUUAUUGCAACAACGUAAGAAGGAUUAUCAACAAAGUGAUGAAAUAAAUAACAGCAAUUUAACUCUUCCUGUAAUAAAUCCUUCUAAUGGGCAGCCUCUAUUUGCCAAAGAAUCAGAUAAACCGUUUAGUGUCACUGCACGGAUACGAUCAUAUAUGACGUGGUGUAAUAUGUUCUACAAAAGAUAUAAGGCACACUUCCGUUUUGGGACACAAGUUGCCGUUGCCUUACAACUGGCAUCUUUUCCAAUGUUUGUUCCAAAACUCAGACAUUGGUAUAUUAAUUAUCGUGGUACCUGGGUUGGUUUCGUGUGUAUUUUAUGUUUAGAACCUUCAGUCGGGGGGACAUUUUGGGUUUUCUUUCUGAGAGCUGUGGGGGUUGUCUUGGGUGCUCUGUGGGGCCUAGUCUCCUAUUAUUCAGGCCAAAAUCAAAGUAACCCAUAUCUAGAAACUGUCAUUACCCUAUUUGGAUCUGUUCCAGGAUUUUAUUUUUUAUUAGGGACUCCAUAUGUGAAGGCAGCAAUUAUCCAGAUCAUUAGUAUAUAUAUUGUUAUUUUAGCCGCUGUAUUGCCAACUUCAAUACCUUCAGCUAUUCCAGUGAGUUUUGGGAAGAGAUGUCUGGCAGUUGGUUAUGGUGGUACCAUUGCAUUAAUCGUGCAAGUCAUCAUCUUUCCCAUCAAAGCGAGGGAUCAAUUAAAUGAAGAAAUAUCUUUUGUUUGUGGUUGUAUCUCAGAAAUGGUAUCACUGUAUGCAUCAGGACUUGAAGGUGAACAAAUUGAAGAAGCCUUGACAGAAUCGACCUAUAAAAAAAUAGUAUUUGUGUCAAAAUCGGCUAAAGAGGCCCUUGAUCGUGCUCAAGCUUAUAAUGGUUUGACAAGGCAGGAACCUAGAUUGAAGGGAGAGUUCACAGAACUUGAAAAAAUCUUUAAUCAAGUUAUAUUUAUUCAAAGGCAAAUUAUUGAAAGAUUAGAUACAGCAUCACUUUUAAGGAAGACCUAUGGUAGCGCAAUUAUUGAAGAGUUGAAUAAUGUAAUGUAUCCUUACAGACGUCAAAUGAUUGGUAGUAUUACUUCAUUGAUGAGAGAAAUGCAGGAGGCAUUUAUUAACAAAACUCCGCUUCCUCAAUUUUCCCCAAGUGCAAGAAUUGCUCAUAGGAGACUGGUCAAUAAAGUAAGAUCAACAUUAGAAAUAAGAUACCCAAGUAAACCAAACUCACAAGCAAUUUCUAGAUUUAAUUCAAGACAUGGGGUACCAAUGGGUAUGACACCAGCGGCAUUACCAGAAGGGAAUGAAAGUGAAGAUUCAGAUAAAGAGGAAGAAUUUAUGAUCAAGGCAUCGAAAAGGGUACCAUUUAGAAAUGUAAAAUAUAAUAACGAUAAUGAACCUUCACUCCAAAUGAAUAUUAUUGAUCAAGGAGAAGUUGAACAGCAAGAAUUUUUACUACGAGAGAAAUUUUUAGCUUGGAAUGCGUCUAGUGCGGCACUAGAAGAAAUUAUUGAGUAUAUUGAGGAACUGUUAAGUCUAACUAAAAUUUUGGUUGGUGUAAACGAAUUUAAAUAUGGCUUUCUAUCUCGUCCUUUGUAUGAGGACUGGACUGCAGAAGCUAUUACAGGAUUUGAUAAAUUUGUUAAUGGGAUCAAGGAACCUGAAUUCAACGUCAAUAUGAGAAAUGUAGCUUCGUCACAUAGUAGCGCUUCUAUCGCACCUGAUGAGGUUGUUGAUAUAGAGUCUUCCCAUCACGAUAUGACUAGUUCGUUAAGUAGUAAUAGUGAUGUAAGGUCAUCAAUCGAUUCUAUCCAAGGUCCGGUUGCGUUUAAUGGUGAAGGCACAAGACAAUACAGACGUCCUUCGGUAAAUCUUGCCAAGAUUGCGUCUCAUAAAAUUAAUCAAGGUGAAACUGUACCAAAUAACUUCAGAGGAAGAUUGAAUUCAUGGGCAUCUGGAAACUUCUUCCAGGAUGAAUUAUCAACAAUCAAUCGUCAACAAACACUUGGAGAUGCCAAUCCGGUAUUUGAUCCAGAAGAAGAGGAGGAAGAUUUUGACGAGGAUCUCCCAUUGGCUCUAAAAAUGGUUGUAAGUCAUAUGAAAAAGAGAACAUGA